Molecule: messenger RNA, 5045 nt
Organism: Doryrhamphus excisus (bluestripe pipefish)
Lineage: Eukaryota; Metazoa; Chordata; Actinopteri; Syngnathiformes; Syngnathidae
Product: unconventional myosin-VI
Biological process (GO): actin filament organization; actin filament-based movement; inner ear morphogenesis
Cellular component (GO): myosin complex; ruffle; endocytic vesicle
Molecular function (GO): microfilament motor activity; ATP binding; actin filament binding
Source: RefSeq, a predicted model, not a curated record
CUGCGGGAUUCGGAGGCUUGAGGGCGGGCACAGUGCGGCCCAAGCUGCCGGAGCGAGCACGGAUCAGCUGGCGAUACCUGCCGGAGCUUCACUUGGGUCGUUGUUCUCCAGGGGGCAGCUUGCGGGGUUCCGCUCACUGAAAGAACCUCCCGAGCGGCGCCAUGGAGGACGGCAAGCCUGUGUGGGCGCCCCACCCGACAGAUGGCUUCCAGCUGGGGACCAUCGUGGACAUCGGCGCCGACAGCCUCACCAUCGAGCCGCUCAAGCAGAAGGGCAAGACCUUUCUGGCUGCCGUCAACCAAGUCUUUCCUGCAGAGGACGACGUCAACAAGCAUGUGGAGGACAACUGUUCCCUCAUGUACCUCAACGAAGCCACGCUGCUCAACAACGUGCGCGUCAGAUACAGCAAGGACAAAAUCUAUACGUUUGUGGCCAACAUCCUGAUCGCCGUCAACCCGUACUACGACAUUCCAAAGCUUUACUCACCGGAGACCAUCAAGCAGUAUCGUGGAAGGUCGCUAGGCACGUUGCCGCCGCACGUCUACGCCAUUGCUGAUAAGGCCUACAGGGACAUGAAAGUUCUGAAGAUGAGCCAGUCCAUCAUCGUCUCAGGGGAGUCUGGCGCCGGGAAGACAGAAAACACCAAGUUUGUUCUCAGGUACCUGACAUCAUCUUACGGGACGGGCCAGGACAUCGACGAGAGGAUAGUGGAGGCCAACCCGUUGUUGGAGGCCUUCGGGAACGCCAAAACUGUGCGCAACAACAACAGCAGCCGCUUUGGAAAAUUUGUGGAAAUCCACUUCAAUGAAAAGAACGCCGUGGUGGGCGGCUUUGUGUCCCACUACCUGCUGGAGAAGUCACGCAUCUGUCGGCAAAGCUCAGAGGAGAGAAACUACCACAUCUUCUACCGACUGUGUGCCGGCGCUCCCGAGGACAUUCGCCAAAAGUUUUACCUCAGCUCACCCGACACGUUUAGGUACCUGAACAGAGGAUGCACUCGCUUCUUUGCCUCCAAAGACACAGACAAGCAGAUCCUACAGAACCGCAAGAGUCCCGAGCACAUCAAGUCGGGACCCCUGAAGGACCCGCUGCUGGACGACCAAGGAGACUUCCAUCGCAUGAUUGUGGCCAUGAAGAAGAUCGGCCUGGACGACACGGAGAAGCUGGACUUGUUCCGAGUGGUGGCGGGCGUGCUGCACCUGGGCAACGUGGACUUUGAGGAGGCUGGAAGCACCUCGGGCGGCUGCGCCAUCAAGAACCAGUCCAGCCAAGCGCUGGACCGCUGUGCCGAGCUGCUGGGCCUGGAGGACGAAGACCUGAGAGUCAGCCUCACCACCAGGGUGAUGCUGACCACAGCAGGGGGCACCAAAGGAACGGUCAUCAAGGUUCCUCUGAAAGUGGAGCAGGCCAACAACGCCCGGGACGCGCUGGCCAAGGCGGUGUACAGCCGUCUCUUUGACCACGUGGUCACCAGGGUCAACCAGUGCUUCCCUUUCGACUCAUCUGCCAACUUCAUCGGGGUCCUGGACAUCGCCGGCUUCGAGUACUUUGAACACAACAGCUUUGAGCAGUUCUGCAUCAACUACUGCAACGAGAAGCUGCAGCAGUUCUUCAACGAGCGUAUCCUCAAGGAGGAACAAGAACUGUACCAGAGGGAGGGGUUAGGAGUCAACGAGGUCCACUAUGUCGAUAACCAGGACUGCAUAGACCUGGUGGAGGCCAAGGUGCUGGGCAUCCUGGACAUCCUGGAUGAGGAGAACCGCCUCCCCCAGCCCAGCGACCAGCACUUCACUGACACGGUCCACAACAAACACAAGAACCACUUCCGCCUAACCAUACCCAGGAAGUCCAAGCUGGCUGUCCACAGGAACGUAAGGGACGAUGAAGGAUUUAUCAUCAGGCACUUUGCUGGAGCCGUCUGCUACGAGACGACAAAGUUUGUGGAGAAGAACAACGACGCCCUGCACAUGUCUCUGGAGAGUCUGGUCAGCGAGUCCAAGGACAGCUUCGUCCGCCAGCUCUUUGACACCUCCAACAAUAGCAAAGACGCCAAGCAGAGGGCGGGAAAACUCAGCUUCAUCAGUGUUGGCAACAAAUUUAAGACUCAGCUCAACAUCCUGCUGGACAAACUUCGCAGCACGGGCUCCAGUUUCAUACGCUGCAUCAAACCCAACUUGAAGAUGGUCAGCCACCAGUUUGAGGGAGCUCAGAUCCUCUCACAGCUACAGUGCUCAGGUAUGGUCUCCGUACUGGACCUCAUGCAGGGCGGCUUCCCCUCCAGGGCUCCCUUCCACGAACUCUACAAGAUGUACCAGAACUACAUGCCCCCCAAACUGACUCGCCUUGACCCACGCUUGUUCUGCAAGGCAUUGUUCAAAGCUCUCGGACUUGAUGACAACGACUACAAGUUUGGACUGACCCGAGUCUUCUUCCGUCCCGGCAAGUUUGCGGAGUUCGACCAGAUCAUGAAAUCUGACCCUGAUCACCUGGCAGAACUGGUAAAGAAGGUCAACACCUGGCUCAUUCACAGCCGCUGGAAGAAGGUUCAAUGGUGUGCGCUGUCGGUCAUCAAACUGAAGAACAAGAUCUUGUACAGGACCAGUGCUUGCAUCAGCAUGCAGAAGACAGUGCGCAUGUGGCUUUGCAAGAAGAAGCACAAACCUCGGAUCGACGGCCUGGUGAAGGUGCGCCACCUGAAGGAGAGGAUGACGCGCUUCAACGAGGUGGUGGCGGGCCUGAAGGAGGGCAAGGAGGAGAUGAGCAAACAAAUCAACCAGCUGGAUGCCGCCAUCGACGCCCUCAUGCUCAAAAUCAAGCGCACCAUCAUGUCCCGCCUGGACAUCGAGCACGAGUACCGGGCGCUGGUGACACGCUCGGAGCAGCUGCUGACGGCCAUGCAGAACAAGAAGAAGGAAGAGGAGGAGCGCGAGCGUCUGCGGCGCAUCCAGGAGGAGAUGGAGAGGGAGAAGAAGAGGAGGGAGGAGGAGGAGCAGCGUCGCAAGGAGGAGGAGGAGGAGAGACGUCUCAAAGCUGAGAUGGAGCUGAAAAGAAAGCAGGAGGAGGAGGAGAGGAAGACGAGGGAGGAGGAGGAGAGGAAGCUGCAGAUGGAGAUGGAGCUGCAGCUCCAGGCCGAGCGGGAAGAGGAGCUGGCCCGCCAGGCGGUCCUGGAGCAGGAAAGGCGGGACCGCGAGCUGGCGCUGAGGAUCGCCCAGAGUGAGGCGGAGCUUAUCCCCGACGAGGCUCAGAAUGACGCCGCCCUUCGCAGUACCGGAUCCUCGGUUCCGUCCUCUCCAGAACGAGCAGCCGGCGCCGCGGGUCUGAAAGUGAAGAGUUUGACCAUGGAGGAGAUGGCCCAGGAAAUGACUGAGCUGCUGGCGAGAGGUCCUCAGGUGCAAGCGUCCAAAGCCGUCGCCAAAAAGUACGAGCUGAGCAAGUGGAAGUACGCGGAGCUGCGGGACGCCAUCAACACUUCCUGUGACAUCGAGCUGCUGGCCGCCUGCAGGGAGGAGUUCCACCGCCGCCUGAAGGUCUACCACGCUUGGAAGUCCAAGAACAAGAAGAGGAACACCACCGACGCCGACCAGAGGGCUCCCAAAUCCGUCACCGACUACGGUCAUGCGCCUCCUGUGAGAAAAGCACCCCAGCAGAACCCGGCACCCCCGGUCCCGGCCCGCCAGUACGAGGUGGCCAUGACCCGGCAGCAGCGCUACUUCCGCAUCCCGUUCAUCCGGCCGGGAGAGCAGUACAAAGACCCCACGAGCAAGAAGAAGGGUUGGUGGUACGCCCACUUUGACGGGCCCUGGAUCGCCCGGCAGAUGGAGCUGCAUCCCGACAAGCAUCCCAUCCUGCUGGUGGCGGGAAAAGACGACAUGGAGAUGUGCGAGCUCAGCCUGGACGAGACGGGCCUGUCCCGGAAGAGGGGGGCCGAGAUCCUGCCCAGGCAGUUUGAGGAGAUCUGGGAACGCUGCGGUGGGAUCCAGUACCUCCGCAGCGCCAUCGAGAGCCGGCAGGCGCGGCCCACCUACGCCACCGCCAUGUUGCAGAGCAUGUUUAAAUGAGGCCCCCCCCUACCCCCCAACCCCCGGGCCUCUAGCCAAGGGACCAGACAGCAAGCUAAUGAGCUAACGCAGGGAAUCGUGUUUAUUUUCCUUUCUUGUCCUUUUUCUUCUUCUUUCUUGCUGCCUUCUGCUUCCUGGGAGGUUGUGGAGCCAGGCGGGCAAAAUAACGAAGACGUCUACUCGUUUUCUGUAACGACGAGGCCUUAAGUCUACAUGGACAUCACCCUAGCGAGCGUUGCUAAUUGGCGUCUAAUCGUACUUAUUUCUUCAUUCUAAUCAUUCCUUUUCAUUAAUGAUGAUUAUUAUGAUUAUGCAACACGGCGGCCCAUUCACACAAACAUAAACAGCUGCACACGAUGCUAACGUUAGCAUGGUGAUGCUAUCCAGCUGCUGUCCUUGCUAAUACUCGCCGUAUUGGAAUCAGGACUCUCUCUUGGAUAUACGCGGUUCGUGCUAGCUAGCAGCUGGCUACAUUAUCAUUAGCAUUAGCAACAACAGUGUGAUCUUCUUCAACAGGGAAACUCAUGUAAAAAAUCAAUCACUUGAUAGCUUCGCCGUCACAUGAUUAGUUCUGACAUCUUUGUGCCGACCGAGCGCUGGUCAGGUACCUCGUGAGCCAUCUUUGGAACUGGAAGCACACUGGAUCUUUUUUCUACAGCCUAAGGCCCGCUAGUUUGUUUUGGAAAGAGAUUUAGCAAUAAGCUAGCGCGAGCGAUGUGCACGUGAAGCCACGUCGUCCCCUUUUCACGAGACACUUUGAAACGGGCCUCACCGGCCUGAAGCACGCCUCAUGAGCAUCACGCCUGUGUCUGUGUCGCCGACGCCAAAUGAAGGCGGGGUGCCAUGAAGGGGCCGCUGCCAUGUUUCACCCCCACGCGUGUCUCACGUCCUCCGCUCUCGUUCCUCUUCAAUAAACGCACUGGUGUUUCACCUGGACUUGUGGGUGUCUUUCUAAAUGUGUCUUGCUAAGGCGAGACAGAAAGGACA